Molecule: messenger RNA, 5715 nt
Organism: Pseudophryne corroboree (corroboree frog)
Lineage: Eukaryota; Metazoa; Chordata; Amphibia; Anura; Myobatrachidae
Product: myosin-binding protein C, fast-type-like
Exons: 30
Coding region: 185-3766 (1193 amino acids)
Molecular function (GO): protein binding
Source: RefSeq, a predicted model, not a curated record
UAGAACCCUUCCAUCAAGAGGUUUAGGGAAGUUUAUGGAACGUCUUAGGAAUUUGGCAAGUCGUCUCAGAGGUCAGGUGACAUUUAUCAACGUCUCCCAGGAGAGGAGAGACUGUCUUUAAAGAGACCAGCAGAACCUUCAAGUGAGAGUUUGUGCCUGGACCCAAGAAGAGGGUGACAUAGCCAUGCCUGAACCAGCAAAACCGGUGGGGAAAAAGGGAGUUGGACCAGCUAAGAAGCCAGCACCAAAUGCAGCUAAGGCGCCACAACCUGCUGCCAAUGAGGCUGCACAGUCUCCACCAGCUGAGGCCCCAACACCUGCUCCAGCUAAGGCCUCACCACCAGCUCCUGUUGAAGACCCUACAUCAGCUCCAGCAGAGGAAUCAGCCCCAGCUGAGACACCUAAAGAGGAGCAGAAAGAAGACACCUUUGAAGAAUUUUCAACCUACGAUGUAUCUGAUUCUGGAUCAUAUGACAUGUCGGCAUUACUUGUGAGGAAACCACAGGAUAUAUCAGUGGAGACAGGAAGAGAUUUUUCCGUACAAAUUACUGUAAACGGCACUCAUCUUACUGCAAAGCCUGGAGUUAAAUGGUUUAAAGGAAAAUGGCUGGAACUGGGAAGUAAGAGUGGGACUCGUUACAAGUUUGAUGAAAAUUAUGACAAGGAAAAUAAGCUCUACCAUUAUCAAUUGAAGGUUUUUAAGGCCAUUAAAGCAGAUAGUGGGUCAUACAGAUGUGAAGUGUCUGCACCCGAUCAACGUGAAAACUGCACCUUCAAUGUUACAGUAGAAGUUGUGCAAGAUGAUGGAAAUAUUUUACAAGCUUUUAAGAGGACAACCAGUGCAGACGGAAAACGAAGGGAUGAUGCUGGGGAACUUGAUUUCAGUGCUCUCCUCAAAAAAACAGAAAAGGAGAAGAAGGAGCAAAAGGAAAGGGAAAAGAAAAAAGGAGGGGAUGAUGAUCCCAUGGAGAAUAUCCCUCCACAUGUCUGGGAAAUAUUGAAGAAUGCUAAACCGAGCGAGUAUGAAAAGAUUGCUUUUGAGAAUGGUGUCACUGAUCUUAGAGGCAUGCUGAAGCAUCUGAAGAAGAAAAAAGUUCAGAUAAAGAAAAGUGAAGCUUUUACAAGAAAACUAGAUAAUUGCUAUACCGUAGAUAAAGGCCAGAAAAUGAAACUACAGAUAGAAGUCUCAAAUCCUGAUCUUCCAGUUAAGUGGCUGAAGAAUGGGCAAGUGAUAGCACCCAGCGCUAAAUACGUGUUUGAGAACGUUGGCCUGAGAAGGGUACUCACCAUCAACAAAUGUAACCUGGCAGAUGAUGCAGAAUAUACGUGUGUUGUUGGUGACGAGAGGUCUGCCACAGAACUGUUUGUGAAAGAGCCUCCUGUUACAAUUGGGAAGCCACUCGAUGACCAACAAGUAUUUGUGGGAGACAAAGCGGAACUGGAGGUGGAGGUUUCAGAAGAGGGUGCCCAAGUUAUCUGGAUGAAAGAUGGCAUAGAGUUGACCCGUGAGGAGACAUUUAAAUAUCGUUUCAAGAAAGAUGGAAAAAAACACAUUUUGAUCAUUAAUGAGGCCACCAAGGAGGAUACUGGUCGUUACACAGUGGUGACCAAUGGUGGAUCCUGUGAAGCUGAUCUUGUAGUGGAAGAUAAGAAGCUAGAGGUCUUACAGGGAAUUGCUGACCUGACUGUAAAAGCAGCCGAACAAGCCGUCUUUAAAUGUGAGGUUUCUGAUGAGAAGGUGACUGGCAAGUGGCUUAAGAAUGGAGUGGAGAUCAGACCCAGCAAGCGCAUCACCAUGACACAUAAGGGCAGAAUCCACAAAUUAGUAAUUGAUGAUGUCAAGCCAGAAGAUGAAGCAGAUUACACCUUCGUUCCGGAUGGAUAUGCAUUGUCACUCUCUGCCAAGCUCAACUUCCUUGAGGUCAUUAUUGAAUAUGUUCCUCUCGAAGAACCACCCAGAAUCCACCUAGACUGUACUGGUGGAACCCCUGUAAAUACAAUUAUUGUUGUGGCUGGAAACAAGCUGCGUUUUGAUGUUCCUAUCACUGGAGAACCUGCACCAACUGUUACUUGGUUCAAGGAAAAUGUGGAGUUUACUGAUAUUGAAGGACGAGUUCACAUUGAGCCUAAACAAGACCUAAGCAGCUUUGUUAUUGAAGGAGCAAAGCGGGAGGAUGAAGGCAACUAUAAAAUUCUGGUUACCAAUCCUUCUGGAGAGGACAGUGCUACGUUAUACAUCAAAGUAGUAGAUGUUCCUGACCCUCCACAGAACAUAAAAAUCACAGGUGUUGGAGAGGACUGGGCUGAUGUUAUUUGGGAACCGCCAAAAUAUGACGGCGGACAAGAAAUCUUAGGAUAUUUUAUAGAACGGAAAAAGAAAGGCAGUCAACGUUGGAUGAAGAUGAACUUUGAGGUCUACAAUGACACUAAAUACCAGUCAACAAAUAUGAUUGAAGGAGUCUUAUAUGAAGUUAGAGUCUUUGCUGUCAAUAUCAUUGGCAUUUCUCUGGAAGCAAACACUACAAAUCCGUUCAUGCCCAUUGCUCCUACUAGUGAACCUCUACACUUGAAGGUUGAGGAUGUCACAGACACUACCUGCACUCUGAAGUGGAGACCACCAGAUCGUAUCGGAGCUGGAGGCAUUGAUGGUUAUCUGAUUGAGUACUGCAAAGAGGGAACUGAUGAAUGGAUUGAGGGCAACAAGGAGCUUGUGGAAAGAUGUGGAUACACUGUUAAGGGUCUUCCAACUGGUGAAAAACUUCUCUUCCGUGUGCGUGCUGUGAAUAUUGCAGGCAAAAGUGAGCCAGCAAUUUUCGGACAGUCGGUUACAAUCCGGGAGAUUGUGCAAUCACCGAAGAUCCGAUUACCACGGCAGCUGAGACAGACAUAUAUUAAGAAAGUAGGGGAACAUGUCAACCUAGUUAUUCCCUUCCAGGGAAAACCAAGACCACAGGUCACUUGGACAAAAGAUGGCGAACCACUGGAUCCUAAGAAAGUUAGUAUCAGAACUUCCGAGUCGGAUACCAUCAUCUUCAUACGGUCCUCUGAGCGCUCACACUCAGGAAAAUAUGACCUCUCUGUGAAGAUUGAAAACAUGGAAGACUGUGCAGCAAUAAACAUUCGUAUUGUGGAUAAACCUGGCCCUGCUCAAGCUGUGAUGGUGAAAGAGGUCUGGGGAUUUAAUGCCCUGCUGGAAUGGCAGCCUCCCAAAGACAACGGAAACUCAGAAAUCACAGGUUACACCAUUCAUAAAGCUGACAAGAAGACAAUGGAAUGGUUCAUUGUAUAUGAGCACAACCGUCAGCCCCGCUGCACAGUUUCUGACCUUAUCAUGGGAAAUGAAUAUUACUUUAGAGUGUAUAGUGAGAACAUCUGUGGUCUGAGUGAGACCCCCGGUAUUUCCAAGAACACAGCCAUCAUCCAGAAGACUGGUUUAGUCUACAAACCACAUGACUAUAAUGAGAAAGAUGUAAGCAUGGCUCCUAAGUUCCUUACUCCUCUGGUAGACCGGAUUGUGGUGGCUGGAUACAGCACAGCCUUAAAUUGUGCUGUGAGAGGUCAUCCAAAGCCUAGGGUGGUCUGGAUGAAAAAUAAAAUGGAGAUUAAAGAUGAUCCCAAAUUUCUCAUGAAACAUAACCAAGGCGUACUCACCUUGAAUAUCCGCAAGCCCAGCCCCUUCGAUGGUGGAACCUACACAUGUAAAGCCAUCAAUGAGUUGGGAGAAGCUGAGGUUGACUGCAGACUGGAAGUCAGAGUUCCACAAUAAAUACAGCCUGGUUUAUGUAAUGAAAGAAGUGACUCAGCUCAGGAACUGGAUGAGUUACAAGCUGGGUUUUAUCCUCGCAAGGAAAGAAAGAAAAGUGUUUCCAUCGCACUUUUUGUAUUUUAAAUCAUUUAUGUUUUAUCAUUGCUGAUGUAAUUUGUGCAUUUUUACAUGAGAACUUGUGAUGUAUGAGAAAAUGGCUUCUCUAUUCUUACCAUUGCUGCACUUUCUGUAUUGUAACAAUAUGUUGUUCUUUGUCCUUAUACCACUGUAUGCAGUAUUAGAUAGGGCAUGACUGGUGAAACAUUGAGCUUUUGAAAAACAUGUAAUUGUUUCUGAAAAAAAUGAACCAAUGUGUAAACAUAUACAGAUGAGCUAGGAGACAAUCAGUUACUUGGUUGUGUAAAAGGGAGGUCAAUGUUAUUGUCUGGUAUACAAUGAAUUAUGCCGCGUGUUCUUAACGUGGUUAAACACUGAGGGGCUGAUUCUGAGUUGGAUGCAAUGCCCACAGAAAGGUACUGGGCGUUCCUGGACAGUGACUGGGUACUGGGCUAUUCAGACAGUGGAGUCGGAGUCUUAUGGGUGUCUCAUGGGAGUGUCACUAGUGUGACACAUGCAUUAGAGCUCAUACUCUGACAGAGAUUCUGCACCUAUCAUGGGGCAGGAGCUAGUUUUCAAUGGUGCAUCUGAUGGAUGCAUCUAAAGAUGCACCAAGUGGGAUUGUUGAGUCUAAAGAUAUACUAGGUGGGAGUCCUGGUUCUUGCAUGUUUAGACGCAUGCUUGUACACCAGAAGAGCUUUCACUAGCAUAGCGUAAAUUUGUAGAUACAAGCUAUGGUAAGAUGCUAAAGCAGACGCAGCAGUGUGUGACUCAAAAUCAGCCCCUGAUUGUUUUGUUUGCAUGCUGCCAUUCAUAUACUGAUGUAACUGAGUUGUGGAUGAAUUGUGUAGUCUAGUGGCACUAUACUCUGCUUUGUGGUAAAAUUGUUGAAGCUACAGAGUUCUAUUUGUAAAAGGAUUUGUUGGGGCACAGCUUUGGUGUCUUGUUUAUGAAGUGCAAAAUGUCCAAGGCAUCAUACAAUAUAUUUUAUUUGAAGGUGCUGAGCACCUAAUUUGUGCCAGAGCAUCUAAAUUCAUCCAAAGUUUAUGGAGCAUUUGAGGAGGAGCAGACGUUUAUACCAGCUAGUGGUAUAGUUGCAUAGAGCAGGCAAAGCACAGGGCAGGCCCACCGGUGAGGAGCAGGAGUUAUACCAUCCAGUGGUAUCGUUGCAUAGAGCAGGCAAAGCACAGGGCAGGCCCACCGGUGAGGAGCAGGAGUUAUACCAUCCAGUGGUGCCGUUGCACAGUGCAGCCAAAGCACAGGGUGGGCCCACCGGUGAGGAGCAGGAGUUAUACCAUCCACUGGUGUCGUUGCACAGUGCAGCCAAAGCACAGGGCAGGCCCACCAGUGAGGAGCAGGAGUUAUACCAUCCAGUGGUGUCGUUGCACAGUGCAGCCAAAGCACAGGGCAGGCCCACCAGUGAGGAGCAGGUGUUAUACCAUCCAGUGGUGCCGUUGCACAGUGCAGCCAAAGCACAGGGCGGGCCCACCGGUGAGGAGCAGGAGUUAUACCAUCCAGUGGUGUCGUUGCACAGUGCAGCCAAAGCACAGGGCAGGCCCACCAGUGAGGAGCAGGAGUUAUACCAUCCAGUGGUGUCGUUGCACAGUGCAGCCAAAGCACAGGGCAGGCCCACCAGUGAGGAGCAGGAGUUUAUAUCAGCUGGUGGUGUAGUGCACGCAAAGCACAGGGCAGGCCUACCAGUGAGGAGCAGGAGUUUAUAUCAGCUCGUGGUGUAGCGCACGCAAAGCACAGGGCAGGCCCACCGGUGAGGAGCAGGAGUUAUACCAUCCAGUGGUGUCGUUGCACAGUGCAGCCAAAGCACAGGGCAGGCCCACCAGUGAGGAGCAGGAGUU